AUGGACAUGCCUCGUGUCACUGUUCGCCAUGCUCCAAAGUUCAUGCUGCCGCCUGAGCUCCUAAGAGGGAAGGAAAAGGUUGUGGCUAAGGAUGAAGAUGAUUUCGAGGAUGACUCGGAAUCUGACUUACAGUGUGACAUUGAUUUGGAGGAUGACUCAGAGGAUGAAGUAGAGCCUGAGCAGGGAUAUGAAGAAUCCUUCAACAAUUGGAUUAAGGACCUUAAGGCUAUGAAUCUCGAUGAUUUCAUGGACAAGCUUAGACAAUUACUUAUGGUGAAGUGGAACCAAAGAAGGAAAAUUGGGAAGAAAUUAGAUGGCUUGAUUUUGCCUCACAUAAUUAAGAUGUUGAAUGAGAAAAGCAGAGAAUUGACCUUGGAAGUAUCAGAGUGCUCAGAAGAUGUGGCUGAAGUGACAACAUUUGGUGCUCAUUUGGAUCGUCUUCCCUUUCAACUUCGCAAGUGGAGGAUAUCAGUUGGUGAUAUUGUUAUUAGUGUAUAUCCAAUUAAAAGUAUUGUGCAAAGGACGGGCUCUUCCAGAGCUUUUAUGGAUAUUUCAAUAAGGAUCAAGGUUGUUUCUCAAAACAAUACAAUUGCUCCUGAAGCUGUAGUACCAUUUACUUUAGAAAUUGAAGUAGUGUCUUUGUUUGUUUUGGACAAUCUUGAUUUAGUUGUUGGAGACAAAUCUCAGCUUAUUGCUGCUAAAGGGUUGACCAGUGAUAAUAUGUUGAAAUUAGUUGCUCGUGUGUUGAAGCAGAAUCGUGGUGGUCAUUAUCUUUCUAUGUGUAAGUUUGCCUACGAUUCGAAUAAUGACAUUGUGUAUGUCAAGGUGACUGGAGAAGAGGAUGCAAAUCUGAUGGUUGGGAGAUCAUUUAAGGUUGCAGGCGAAAGGAUGUCGUUCUAUCGCGUUUUGAGUAUCAGUGUUCGUCCAGUAGAAGAAGACUCUUACCAGAGUGCUAUAUGCCAUCGGAUUUUCCCUUUUAACUUUUCUUGA
Molecule: messenger RNA, 990 nt
Organism: Miscanthus lutarioriparius
Lineage: Eukaryota; Viridiplantae; Streptophyta; Magnoliopsida; Poales; Poaceae
Source: the annotation of a GenBank genome assembly